Salvia hispanica is the source of this 4039-nucleotide messenger RNA. RefSeq names its product disease resistance protein RGA2-like. The record is from RefSeq and is a predicted model, not a curated record. NCBI's taxonomy places the organism in Eukaryota, Viridiplantae, Streptophyta, Magnoliopsida, Lamiales, Lamiaceae. Gene Ontology annotation, molecular function: ADP binding.
UUCUCUGUCUAGAUCUAUCUCUGUGAAACCAUGGAAGGAGUGUCUUCAGCCGCCAUUGAAGUUCUUGUUCAAAACAUGAUCAACCUUUUUAGUGAAGAGUACUCUUUACUUCGAGGUCUCGAUGAAGAUGCUCAACAGCUGCAUAGGACUUUGGGGACGAUUCAAGCCUACUUGAAUGACGCUGAGAAGAAAUCCAUCACCCAAGAUUCUGCCAAGAUCUGGUUGAGGGAGCUUGAAGCCGUGGCUUUCGAUGCUGACAAUGUCUUGGAUGAACUCAGCUAUCAUCUUCUCCACAAAAAAGUGAAGAAAAUGAAGACUCCCAAAGCCAAGGAUAAGGUACUAUCAUGCUUCUCAUCCUUUAAUGGUAUUUUGCGUCGGCAUGACAUGGCUCACACAAUCAAACAAAUCAAUGCUACUUUUGAGUGUAUGAACAAAAGGGCAACAGAUCUUGGCAUUCAAAGCUUGGUUGUGAAUGCACCUGCUAUUAGUCAUAUUUCGAUUGAGACAGAUUCCGUCAGUCUUGAUCCAAUCUUUGUUGGAAGAGAUGACGAACUGCCUAAACUAGUUGACAUGUUCACCCAGAUCCAAGAUGAUCGGAUGUUUUCCAUGGUUGCUCUUGUCGGAAUGGGGGGUAUGGGGAAGACUACAUUGACUAGGAAAGUCUUUAAUCAUGAAAGCUUAAAGGCUCGAUUCGGAUCACUUAUUUGGGUUCAUGUUUCUCAAACUUUUGAUCCCAUUAUUCUUUUCAAAAAAAUCCUUUCACCAUUAACUUCAAAUAUUGGUGAUGGAGUUGAAUCCAGGGAACUUAUCCUGAAAAGGCUUCGAGAAGUUCUCAAGGAUAAAACUUAUCUCCUUGUUCUUGAUGAUGUAUGGAAUAAUGAUGUUUCGAAAUGGGAAGACUUCAUAAACUCCAUAAUGGGAGUUACUUCUACAAAGGGUAAUGGCAUUAUCAUCACCACUCGGAGUGAAAAAAUUGCUUGUGUAGUUAACCCAUUUCAUAUUCAUAAUUUGAAAGGCUUAUCAAAUGAAGAUUGUUGGUCCAUAAUCAAAACCAAAACUUUUGAUGAAAAUGGAGAAGUUCCAUCAGGAUUUGAAAUGAUUGGGAGAAAGAUUGCUAAAAGAUGUCAAGGUUUGCCCUUAGCUGCCAAUGUAGUUGGGGGAGUGCUUCGCGGUAAGUCGGAAGAAGAGUGGCGCUUCAUCAAUGAAAAUUGGCUUUCAGAUGGUGAAGGAGGUGAUCAUAUCUCAAAAAUAUUGAAAUUGAGCUAUGAUCACCUAUCCUCACCGUCGCUCAAGAAUUGCUUUGCAUUUUGUUCGAUUUUCCCCAAAGGUCAGAGAAUCGAGAAGCAAGACUUGAUUGAACUAUGGAUGGCUGAAGGCUUUCUUCAACCAAGCCGAAGAGAUGACAUGGAGUGUGUGGGAAACAUGUUUUUUAAUGUGCUUCUACAAAACUCUUUGUUGCAAGUUGCAUAUAAAGAUGUUUAUGGAAAUGUUUCAGAGUGUGUGAUGCAUGAUCUUGUGCAUGAUCUUGCAUCUUCUACCUUAUCCAAUAAUGAAGAUGGCACUCCAUUGCGAUAUAUGUUUCUCAAUGAAGAAUCAAGUCCUAUUCCGAAAAAAGUGGCUAAACAUUUGCGUACAUUAUUCUUGCAUGGUGAAACUUCCGGUAUGAAUUUCUCAGACUUUGAAUGUUUGCAUAAUCUUACUCUUUCUGGUUAUAGUUACCGUGAGUUGCCGAAUUCAGUUAGGAAGAUGAUACAUUUGAGAAAUCUGAAUAUUUUAAAUACAAGUAUUGAAAAGUUGCCCAAGUGGAUUGCUGAACUCCAUCACUUGCAAACAUUAAGAUCAAGCUGGACCAUAGAUGAACUGCCAAAUACGUUAAAGUACGUGUUUAACUUAAGGCAUCUUCAUUUCCAGUAUAAUAAAAAGUUGCCGGCGGAGAUUGGGAGAUUGAAAAAUCUCCAAACACUACCUCACUUCACAGUGGGCAAAGAGAAGGGCUACCGAAUUGAAGAGCUUGGAAGUUUAAAGAAUCUCAAGGGAUCACUAGUUAUCUAUAAUCUGGAGAUGGUGCGUAAUAAGGAAGAGGCUAUGAAAGCAAAUAUGUUUCAAAGGCCAAACGUAUUUGAUUUGGUGUUUGAAUGGAGUGAUAAUAGAGAAGAUGAAAGAAACGAUGAGAGUGUGUUGGAAGGCCUGCAACCUCAUGCUAAUCUGAAAAAGUUGAAUAUUUCGGGAUUCAAAGGAGAAAGAUUUCCAACAUGGGUUGAGAAGAUGGCAGUACGUGAUGGGCCUCAAGGCUCUUGGGUACCGCUUGCCCACUUAACUGAAAUAACACUCUCCAAUUGCUCAGAAAUUGAUGAAAUCCCAAUGCUGGAGCACUUGCCUAAUCUCAAGUCUCUUUCUUUGUGUGGAUUGAAGAAGGUGAGGUUUAUAAAUACUUCAUUUAAUCAUUUAACGUCACUCGAUAUAAGCGAAUUAGAUAAAUUGGAAUAUCUACCAGAAUUGUUAUUCCUUAACAAUCAUAAUCUCUCAUAUGUGAGUAUAUCAAGUUGUCCUGUGUUGAGUGAAUUACCAGAUGGCGUUGACACUCUCAAUUCUUUGGAGUAUUUGUUUAUUUCGAUUUGUGAAAAUCUGAAGUCGAUUGGGAAUCCAAGUUGUGGAGCACGACAAUCACAACAGAUCCUCCGUCGGCUGAUGAUUGUUUGGUGUGGUGAGCUGAUGGAAUUGCCGUGUCAAAUGCUAGAGUCGUGGGCCCCUACAAUUGAGGAUCUUUACUUGGAAGGAUUAGGGAGGCUAAAGAAUCUACCCAUGCUAGUUGACUGCCUCGCCAAAUCAUCUACUCGACUAACAGAAUUGGAAAUUGAAGGUGUUCCUAAAUUGAUGGCUGCUACUAAUGGUAGUGUUGAGAGUUGGGAUCUUAGCAGAUUGAAAAGAUUAAAGAUAGAUGUGAGUGUGGAAUGGUCAAGAGAGGAUAGUGUUGGCAUUGCACAGACUGUAGAAGGGAUGCUGCAAAGAUGUGGCAACUCACUUCGUUACUUAAAUUUGAAGGGGGUGGAAAAUUGGGAGUGGCUGCCCCAAUCAAUUCAAUAUCUCACUGGUCUUUAUGAGUUAAUGUUGAAGAAUAUAGGAGUAGAAGAAUUGCCCCAAUGGUUGGGGAAUCUCUCAUCUCUAACAGAGUUAUAUCUAUGGAAUUGCAACAAGUUGAAGCUUCUGCCCUCUGUGGGUGCAUUGAAGCUUUUAGAAAUUAGAGAUUGCCCGGAACUACGUAUUGAUUUGGAGUGGCGCAACCACUAUCGCCAUCUCAAAAUCUACGUCGAUGGCCAACCCGUUUGAAUGUUGUAGCAAGUCGCAGAUUGAGGUGGAAACAGAGCGCGGACGAAGUUAGAGACAAGAAUGGAGUUAAAAAAAAGAGACAAUAAGGCUCACGUGGCUUGUGUAUUUUGUGAGAAGUAAAUGUGGUCCGUGAUGUGGUGCGAAUUGGAGUCUAAACACCCCAUUUGGUUAAUUGGGAUGUCACAAUGUUCCACUUCCACAUGGUCUAGUCAAUCGUAAUCCAGAGGAGUCAGAACAUUACAAUUGACCGCGUGAAUUGUCGUUACAAGUCACACCCCAUUGAUUCGGAGUGGCGCAACAACCAUCACCAUCUGGAAAUCGAGAUCGAUGACGAAUCCGUUUCAAUGCUGUAGCAAGCAAAGUGUGGGCGUACUCGGAACUUCAAUAAGGCAGAUACGGUCGGCAUCAUCAUCAUUGUCGUCGUCGUCGUCCUAGUUUCCAACAUGAUAAUAAGUUGAGUUUGUAUGAAACAUAGAGCUUCAACAGACUGACGUUGUCGUCGUUCAAGUUACCAACGUGCUAAUGAUUUGUAGUUUGUUAUCUUCUAAAGCUAAAUGUCUCCUAACUCUGCUGGCUGUAAAUUUUUUAGUUUGUGCUGAGCACUUUUUCUUCAUUGUUUUCAUUCAUGAAACUUUGCUACUAUAGAGAAUCAUAAAUGAGACAGCUAUGUAUAUUUGUAGGGCACUUUAUGUCAAAUGAAUCUUUUUCUCCU